This is a messenger RNA of Papilio machaon (common yellow swallowtail), 3354 nucleotides long. RefSeq names its product sentrin-specific protease 1. NCBI's taxonomy places the organism in Eukaryota, Metazoa, Arthropoda, Insecta, Lepidoptera, Papilionidae. Gene Ontology annotation, molecular function: deSUMOylase activity. The transcript has 8 exons. The record is from RefSeq and is a predicted model, not a curated record. Gene Ontology annotation, biological process: protein desumoylation. Bases 256 to 2286 code for a protein of 676 amino acids. Gene Ontology annotation, cellular component: nucleus.
UCUAUUUCGAUUCGGCUUCGGCUUCUUUCCGUUUUUAAGUUGUAUUUAUUCGUAAAACUGCUCAUUCAUUUCGUUUGUUACGUUAAUAUUAAGGAUAUUAUGGUAAUGGAUGAAUAAUAUUUUAAAAAUGAAGUCCGUUGUGGCUUACGUGCGUAGUCUUCUUGGUUGGUGCGAUAGUGAACAAUCUUUGAGAACAAACUUGAAACGCGACAGCUUUUGAGUUUCAGAUAAACUGGGAUUAAAAAUAAUCACAACAUGUACAAAAUACCAUUACGUCUUGCUUCGAAGUUUUGGAUGACGGAUGACGACUCGUCGUCUGAUGAUGAUUUGCCCUCAUUAAAAAGGUUCAGACAAUUGAGGAAGACCAAUUUUCCAGAUGUCAUGUCAACAAACGAUCUUUCAGAAAUAAAGAGCGUUAAGUCAGCCAAGAAUGUACGAUAUGUCCCAAUUCAAAUAGAAUCAGGUCACCCCAGUACUUCAACACCUAAUGUGUUGCCUGUUAGAACACCAAACAGGUUCCGAUUGGUAUCAGAUAUAGUUGGAGAUAUCAAUAAGAACGGCUCAACAUAUUUAUUGAAAUCUAAAGUUAACAGUCCUGUGAGACAGGUGGUACAGGCUGUGGUAGAUGAUGAUGACGAUGAUGAAGAUCCAAAGGUAUCAUGGGUUGAAAGCAAACCGGAUACCAAAAAGACAGUAUACAUUAAUUUAGAUGAAGAUGAAAUUGAGAAAGAAGAUGAUGUUAUUCUGGUCAGAGAAGUAUCUCCACCAAAACCAGCAAAGCAAUACAAAUAUGUUUUAUCAAAUAGUGAGGAAUCUGAGACCAGAAGUAAUAAGCAGUAUUACAGGCUUACAAAAAUCAAAGACAAAGAGGAAAAAACAUCACCGCGUAUCCACAGUUUGAAAACACAUGGUGGUAUCAGUAAAUCUUACAAGAAGGUCACUCCUCUACCCAAUUGGAUGCAAAAACAAAAUUUGAAUCUCUCUCCAAAAAGAAACAGAUUCUCAAACUUGAAUGGUAAUGGUAGAACAAUGCUGUCUGAAGUGUUCAACUUGCAUGAAAAACGUAAUUACCAAGAAUUAAUUAGGCGUGUUGCGACCAGCACUACGCCUUUGACAUUUAGUAAACCUGUGGACAUAAUAAAUUUGGCAGAUGAAACUGCGUCAUUUCGUAAUACUUUAAAAUCACAGAAACGAUCAUUGAAUGAAUUAAAGUUAUUGGAAAAAGAUCUUAGUAUUAACAAACAGAAUCAAGAUGCACAGGAAUAUGAUCCUGUUACUGUUGCAUCACUUAAUCUGUCAGAUUCCGAUGUUGAAGUGGUACCAUCCGAGUGCUCGACUUCAUCCUCAACGAAAAUAGCUCCGGUGAAUUCUUUGCGUGACUCAUUACACGACAAAGACAUUGCAGCCAAAGACUGGCUACCUAAAUUACAUGAUAAAUAUAAAAAGAAGAAAGAAUAUACCAACAAGAAAUUAGAAAAUGCCCGUAGAGAGUCCGACAUCAUAUCCAAAGUAAACCAUGAACAAAGCAUAGCACUUAUAGCUAACAAGUUUAAGUAUGAAUUAAGUUUACCAGAGAGUUUGAUUGAGGAAGUUCCAGCAACUCCAGAUUUUCCUAAAUUGAGUCCGGAACAAGAGCAACUGAUCAAAAUGGCUCUGGGGCCAGGACCAUUGGACCAGGUGUUUGUGCAAAAAUUCCGUAUGAGCAUCCGCAGGCGAGAUCUACAAACAUUGUCUGGCCUGAACUGGCUGAAUGAUGAGGUGAUCAACUUCUACAUGGAGCUGAUAACGCAGCGGAGCGAGCAGCGUCCUGACUUGCCCAAGGUUCAUCACUUCAACACCUUCUUUUAUCCCAAAUUGAUGCGGCAGGGCCAGGCCGCCUUGCAGCGUUGGACUAAAAAGGUGGACAUUUUCUCGAAAGACAUAAUCUUGGUGCCGGUGCACUUGGGCGUCCACUGGUGCAUGAGCAUAGUGGACUUGCGGGCGAAGCGCAUCUCCUACCUGGACAGCAUGGGUGGCAGCAACCAGCCCUGCCUCGACGCCCUGCUGCAGUACCUCCGCGACGAGCACCAGGACAAGAAGGGACAGCCCUUCGAUGAUAAAGACUGGAAAACUGAGAACUUGAAGAACAUCCCGCAGCAGAUGAACGGCAGUGAUUGUGGCAUGUUCGCGUGCACGUUCGCGGAGUUCGCGUGCCGGGACGAGCCCUACAGCUUCACGCAGGCCCACAUGCCCUACCUCAGGCGGAAAGCUGCCCUUGAGAUACUGCGGGCAGAGCUACUCCUCUAAGUGACAGUGUAGUUUGUGUUCUUGUGAAUAUAAUGUUAUAAAUAUACGGAUAUUCUGAUUGUGUCCAAGUGAACUAAGGUGAGUGGUGAAUAUAUUCGUGAUUCAAUCUGUACGUAAACUCAAAUAAUUAUAAAUAUUGGUGUAUAAUAUAAUUCAACUUUCAUUUUCACAACCCAUGUAGAAAUGUUUCUUAUUUCAACAUUUGUCAGUUAAUAUUGUAUUGUUUAGCAAAGCGUUUACUUUACGAUAUACAGUCAAUCAACGUUAAUCAAAACUUUCCUAUCUUUACACCACCAGUAUUCUUACAACAAUCAAAACUGGUCCAAUCAGCAAAAGGAGAGUCAUAAUAAACUUUCUAUAGAAAAUAUUUUAAACUCAAUUAAAUAUAAUUAUUCCCACCUGGAUGUAAAGUUCACAACGGGACAAAUUGCCCAAUUCUCUCCUGGCAACACGACACUCAAUGUAGGUGUCGUAACUUCCGCAACUUAGCGUUUAUGAAGAUAUACUAAAGAAGGGGUCGAACUUUUCAUCCAGGUCAUAAAAAAUUGUUUACGCGCAACUCGCGUAAAGUAGAAAAUUGGCACCUACAAUUUACAAUAAUCCGCAGGUGAGAAUGUCCUAUGUUCUGUAGUAAAUAAAAGACUUAUCAAUUAGGUUCUUUGUUAGAAAUACUUACAAAUUGAUCCAUCAUUUUCCAUUACAAAUGAUAAUAGUGUUAUGUACUUGUGGCUAUGUUUUAUUAUACUUGAUAAUUGAUGUCAAAAUUCUGUUUUUCACAAACACAUAUUCAAAUUAAAUGUACUCACAAUUUCCAUAAUUCUGGGUUCCAAAGAAAAUUGUAUAGAUAGAUAUGUGUCAAUACAAAUGACACAGUAAUGGAACAAAACUCGGAAAGCUCUUUUUUUUGUGCUUUAAAAUUGUAUGUAUUGGUGUCUUACAUUCUAAAAUAUUGUGAAUGAAGCUGUAUGGGUUUGUAUAACUCAUUCUUCAACAUAUUUUCCUGGUCUUUGUGUUAAAUGAAUGUCCUGUUUAUGAACUAAAUUUAAAAUUGAACAAUUUGUGAAUAUU